Molecule: messenger RNA, 1689 nt
Organism: Populus trichocarpa (black cottonwood)
Lineage: Eukaryota; Viridiplantae; Streptophyta; Magnoliopsida; Malpighiales; Salicaceae
Product: protein TRANSPARENT TESTA GLABRA 1
Exons: 2
Coding region: 178-1200 (340 amino acids)
Cellular component (GO): nucleus
Molecular function (GO): protein binding
Source: RefSeq, a predicted model, not a curated record
AGUUAACUUACUCGAUCUGAAAGAAGACUAGCUGUUGAAUUUUCAACCUCACCUCCACCUUCCUCGAAAAUUCUCAAAUCUCCAUUCUCAACACCAAAAGAACUCCAAUACCAUCAUUUAACCUCAUCGCCGAAACACCCUAACAAAACACAAAAGAUCCAAUCCUUUGCCUAAAAGAUGGAGAAUUCAACCCAAGAAUCCCACCUAAGAUCAGAAAACACUGUAACAUAUGAAUCCCCAUACCCUCUCUAUGCCAUGGCAAUCUCUUCAACCGCAUCUCGUGCGAACCAAUACCAGCGGAUUGCCUUAGGUAGCUUCAUUGAAGACUACAACAACCGUAUAGACAUCGUCUCUUUUGACCCUGAAACCCUCUCUAUCAAAACCCACCAAAAUCUCUCUGUUGAGCACCCUUAUCCACCCACAAAGCUCAUGUUUAGCCCUUCAUCUCUUCACAAGUCCAAUGACCUCUUAGCCUCUUCUGGUGACUAUCUUCGAUUGUGGGAAGUUAGAGACUCUGCUUCUGUUGAGCCUCUUUUGGUGCUUAACAAUAGUAAGACGAGUGAGUUUUGUGCCCCUUUAACUUCUUUUGACUGGAAUGAUAUUGAACCUAAGAGAAUUGGUACUUGUAGUAUUGAUACAACUUGUACUAUUUGGGAUAUUGAAAAGGGUGUUGUUGAAACACAACUUAUAGCUCAUGAUAAAGAGGUUCAUGAUAUUGCUUGGGGAGAAGCAAGGGUUUUUGCUUCAGUUUCUGCUGAUGGGUCAGUUAGGAUUUUUGAUUUAAGAGAUAAGGAACAUUCUACUAUUAUAUAUGAGAGUCCUAGACCUGAUACACCGUUGUUGAGAUUGGCUUGGAACAAACAGGAUUUGAGGUAUAUGGCUACAAUAUUGAUGGAUAGUAAUAAAGUUGUGAUCUUGGAUAUUAGGUCUCCAACAAUCCCUGUUGCUGAGUUGGAGAGGCAUAUGGCGAGUGUGAAUGCUAUUGCUUGGGCUCCGCAGAGUUGUAGGCAUAUUUGUUCUGCUGGUGAUGAUUCACAGGCACUUAUUUGGGAGUUACCUACUGUGGCUGGGCCUAAUGGGAUUGAUCCAAUGUCAAUGUGCUCUGCUACUUCUGAAAUUAACCAGCUUCGAUGGUCUGCUGCACUGCCUGAUUGGAUUGCUAUCGCGUUUUCAAACAAAAUGCAGCUUUUAAAAGUUUGAGCCUGGCCCGCAAUUUUCCUUGGACAUUGUUGUUGAAUGGCUUGGUUAUGAUCCAGUCUUUGGUUGGUAGUAUUUAUGGCCAUGAUGAAUGCACCUUUUAAAUCCACCCUCAACAAUAGUUGCCUCCUUUGAGUCCGUUUCUUCUUUUAUUUUGCAAGACAGACAGAUUGCUAGUGAUGAAGGAGGGAGCUAGCAAGGGUCCUGGAUAGUUCAAAUCAGAUUUCAAUAUAUUUUCUAAUAUGUAAUGUAUCCAUCCAAUCUGACUUUAGUUUCUUUGUGGAUCAUUAUGGAGAGUUUUGAACAUCGAUGACUCUUGUCUUCAAUCUGGUCAAGUUCAUGGACUCAUCUCCCUUAUUAUGCUGAUGCAGUUGUGUUCCGGGUUUUGUGACUUGUAACCUUUACUUAGGCACCUGGUUUUUGGCACUGUGUUUAUACUUCUUCAUUGUAUAAAAACUGUUACAUCUCAUGGAAAAUUCUGCUUUGCAUUUA